CGGGGGGCGGCGGCGCCCGAGCGGACACGGAGACGGCCAGCAGCAGCCGCGGCGGCGCCGCAGGGACGAGCGCCCAGGGUCGGUCUGGGGUUCUAGCAGCCGAAGCGAGCCCUCCCGGCCCCACCCCGCACCCCCGCGUGGAAGAUGCCUGAACAGAGCAAUGACUACCGGGUGGUGGUGUUCGGGGCGGGCGGCGUGGGCAAGAGCUCGCUAGUGCUGCGCUUCGUCAAGGGCACGUUCCGGGACACCUACAUCCCCACCAUCGAGGACACCUACCGGCAGGUCAUCAGCUGCGACAAGAGCGUGUGCACGCUGCAGAUCACCGACACCACGGGCAGCCACCAGUUCCCGGCCAUGCAGCGGCUGUCCAUCUCCAAGGGCCACGCCUUCAUCCUGGUCUUCUCGGUCACCAGCAAGCAGUCGCUGGAGGAGCUGGGCCCCAUCUACAAGCUCAUUGUGCAGAUCAAGGGCAGCGUGGAGGACAUCCCCGUCAUGCUGGUGGGCAACAAGUGCGAUGAGACCCAGCGGGAGGUGGACACCCGCGAGGCCCAGGCCGUGGCCCAGGAGUGGAAGUGCGCCUUCAUGGAGACAUCGGCCAAGAUGAACUACAACGUCAAGGAGCUCUUCCAGGAGCUGCUCACGCUGGAGACACGCCGGAACAUGAGCCUGAACAUCGAUGGCAAGCGCUCCAGCAAACAGAAGAGGACAGACCGCAUCAAGGGCAAAUGCGUCCUCAUGUGAGCCCAGAGCGCCCACCGCCGGCGCCCUGCUGUCCCGGCCCCAGGCCUCUCCCCACGUCCUGUGCCCCCGCUCCCCGCCGCCCCCCCCACCCCACCCCCCCGCCUCCUAUUCCCUCUCCUUCUCCUCCUCUUCCUUCUUUCCCCUUCCCCCACCAUCUCUUCCACUUCUUUCUCUCCAACAUCUCCGGCGGGGAAACUGAGGCCCUGCCGAGCCUGUGGCAGACCUGGGGCUCCAACCCAGCUCUGUCGUGUCACUCUGCCUUCCCCUCCCUCUUUGCCCCGCCCACCGUCCUGUCUGUACGCCCCCCCAAAGCCAAGCGCUGGAGGCGGCCCCCUUGAUCUGCACAUGGGAAAACGGGGGAAGCUGCCUGUCCCCAUAGGGACUGAGGAUGCCGGUUUUUCCUCCAUCUCCGUGUCUCCCAGGACUCCCACCUCUGACACUGCCCCCUGGGUGCCCCCAGCCAGACCUGCACCCUGCCCCUACAUUAGAUCACUGUGACCUUGCCGGGGAGGAGGGAGUUGAAACGCACAUGGACCUCAGAUUUUCUUUUCUCCUACUUGGUGUUUGACAUACACUCCUCACCCCCUUCCAUCCCUCAUGACCUCUGGCCUGUGCCCCCCUCCCCAGGUCCCAGACCACCCCUCUCACCCCCGUCCCCACGGAUUGGUGGGGGGCCUUGCGGGCUGGGUCUCAGGCUGCCAGGCAAUAACCACAGGGCUCACAGCAGUGCCCCGCCAGCCCGGAAUCUCACUCCUCGUCCCGCCUGGGCUUGGGGUGCAGGCAGGGGAGGCCCGGGACCGGCCGAUGGCCACGGCACAACUCCAGGGGACUGUCUGGAAUUAAUAUGGAGGGCCUUCCCGGACAUAGCCCUCAGACAGAGAUCGAGACAGUUUGUCGCCACCGAGCCCAGGGCAGGGGACCUGGGGUGUUGGUGAGGGGUUGCCGGGCCCCGUCCAGGGGCAGGCAUCUGGACCCAGCAUCGGCAGGAUCUGAGGGGCUGGACGCAGAGCUCUGCCCAGCCCAAUUCCUCCCACCUAUGGGGCCCCCCGGGGGGGGCACCCAGGAAGGCGUGGGUCCUGAAGUCAGGGUGUGCCCACCACCACCGUGAGAUUCUGUUUUUGUGAGUGUCUAGAUGACACCACACUCAUGGGACCCAGUGAGGCCAUGUCGGACAGUAUGAAGGUGACCUGUAGGCCUGGGGUGGGGUGGGGGACACCCAUGGGAUGAUGCAUUGGGCCCCUUGGUGUGCUGGGCAGAUGGCUUGUGUCUAAGCGUGUGUGCGGGGCUCCUGUGUGUGUGAUGGUCUGUCGUGUGAUCCCAGUGUAGGGUGUAUGCAUAUGCAGGGGUGGGUCGCGUGGUUGCCAGGAGGACUAGACACCUGUGAUGUGUGAGCCUUGGCACCUGCAAGAGUGUGACCGUGUGCAGCUGCGUUUUCGGGAGUGGGUUACGGGAUUUAGCAGAGAGCAUCUGUGGACCUGUUUGUCCUGACUGUCUGAGGAGCACCACGCCUGCUGUACUCUGUCGUAAGGGGGGCUCUCAGCCCAACAUCUGUAUCCAUCAGCCGUUGCUGGGGAACACAUGAGCGCAAACUCAGCAACUUGCAACAGCACACAUUUGUGGUCUCAGCGUGAGGCCAGCUGGGCUGUGGUCUCAUCCAAAGGCGUGACCAGGGACAGAUCCACAUCCAGCUCAUGUGCUCCUGGGCAGCAUUCAGUUGCCUGUGGUCUCAGGACUGAGGGUCUCAGCUGCCUGCUGGCCGUGGCUGGAGCUGCCCUCAGCUCCCUGCCUCCUGGGCCUCUCCCUGGGGCCACUCACAGCGCUGGUGUCAUUAGGUGCAAGGAAGCGGCACGUGUGUGUGUACGUGUGCGUGUGCACCUGCAAAAGAGAGGUCAUGUGACCAUGUGGACUGUACGUGGGUAAGAGGGACUGUUUGUGUCCAUCUUGGUAGCAGUGUGUUUUUCUCCUUCUGCAUCUGUAUGGCUGUUCACUCCGCAAAUAUUUACUGGGCCCACUGUGAGAAGGAGAGACUGUGUGUGUGUGCACGUGUGUGUCACCGCCCGGCGCGUGGACAGGCCCAUGGAAGAAAAGGCAGCAUCCUGUCUGAGCACAGCGGAACACCCCUGUCCUGUGGCGGGUCCAGGGCCCACCAGCAGCUGGUGUUGACCCCUCCCACUUGAAGGUGCCGGAGAAAGUGGGGCUGCGCAGGGGUCUGCGGCCCUUUCUCAGGGACACACCCUGAUAGCACAAUCUCCCUGGGGCUCUGCCUGCCUCCAGGCCUCUUCUGCCCCAGGCCCUGCCCCGACCCUGGGGUUCUCCAGCAGGAGGGGGCCAGAGCCUGCCCCAGCUGCUGGCCCAUCCUGCCUCGGCACCCCUGGGUCUGGGGACCGUGCCAGGCCAUGCUUGCUGUCCCCGCCCCUGCCCCCUCACCUCCCGCAUGUGGGUGCCCCCCGCCCCCCCGCUGUGGGGUCUG
Balaenoptera acutorostrata (minke whale) is the source of this 3211-nucleotide messenger RNA. It is a transcript of the gene DIRAS1, whose product is annotated as DIRAS family GTPase 1. The transcript is spliced from 2 exons. The record is from RefSeq and is a predicted model, not a curated record. Gene Ontology annotation, molecular function: GTP binding; GDP binding; GTPase activity. NCBI's taxonomy places the organism in Eukaryota, Metazoa, Chordata, Mammalia, Artiodactyla, Balaenopteridae. Gene Ontology annotation, biological process: signal transduction. Gene Ontology annotation, cellular component: plasma membrane. The coding region runs from base 145 to 741 and encodes 198 amino acids.